Malania oleifera is the source of this 1310-nucleotide messenger RNA. RefSeq lists its product as uncharacterized. Gene Ontology annotation, biological process: box C/D snoRNP assembly. The record is from RefSeq and is a predicted model, not a curated record. The transcript has 6 exons. The coding region runs from base 204 to 821 and encodes 205 amino acids. Gene Ontology annotation, molecular function: box C/D methylation guide snoRNP complex binding. NCBI's taxonomy places the organism in Eukaryota, Viridiplantae, Streptophyta, Magnoliopsida, Santalales, Ximeniaceae.
AAAAAUAAAAAUGAAAACUAAAACAGAACCGGGAAGGGAAAAUAAUCAGAGGUUCAGAAAAUUAGGUCAAGCCCUAAUCGGUUGGUUCACGUGGAAGAGCCAAAGUCCCGUUCUCAGCGGUCACCAGUUUGGAGGGGACGCAGUCGCAGCGUGAUUGUCUUGGAGAGCAUUCUCAUCUCAUCCUUAAAAGCGAACUGACGGGGAUGGGGAACACGAGCAAAGAUCUUCUGCACUUGGAGCACAAGAACCCUUCUUCCUCGCCUUUAGAAUCCGCACUUUUUGUAUGUGAAACUGAGUCAUUGUCUCAAAACAAGAAGAAGCCACAUCCAGAAGGACAGCCUAUUACCACUCCGGUUGCUACUAGCCAAGUUGUAGGAAAAGUGAAGGAUUUUUUAGGAAUGAUAUCAGAAGCUAACAAAAAGCUGGUGCUUGAGGCAAAGGACAAUUCUAGUGAGCAUUAUAAUAUUGAGGUACUUACAGGGAGUGAACCUGAAUACAUUGAAAUGAAUUUGAUGCUGGGCGUUGCGGACCUCCAUACCCCCGAGGCUGUAGUUGCUGCUGAAGCUGCAAUUGCUGGUUCUCAACCAAUAAUUCCUGGUGCAGCUAGUAGCAGAGCUGAAUCAGAUGAUAGCAGUGAUGAUGGAGACAGUGAUGGCAGUGACGAUGAAGAUGAUGUGAAUAAUGGUAAUGACAGCAGUGAGGACGAAGUUGAUCAUAUCAAAGACUGCUCUGCUGUUAAAGUAGAAAGAUUAAGGUCUGGUGAUGAUGGAUUAUCGAGAAAUCAUCAGUCAAAAAAGCGCCCAAAGAUUGUAGAACUGUAAUGAAACAAAUUUUGGCAAGUCUAGCAUGAUUAUAUCUACUGGUGAGGAAACAUUUGUCUGAGUGAGUUCUAUAGGAAACUUUCGUGGGCUUGUGGUUAGGAUUAUCUCUAUGACAUGGGAAAUUUGCGUGCACAUGAUCAAGGAAAUGUUGUGGAUGCUGAGUUCAUAAAUUAUAGUGGGAACAAUUUUGCUAUUUACUUGUGUUUUGUAAGCAUGAAGGGGAGAUUAGGUGCAGCGGUAAGGUUGUUGCCGUGUGACUUGAAGGUCACGGGUUUGAGGCGUGAAAAAAGCCUUUUGUAAAAAUAUAAGGUAAGAUUGUGUACUAUAGAUCCAUUGUGGUCCGUCCUUUUCUCAGACCCCGCAUAUGCGGGAGCUUUGUGCAUCGGACUGUCUUUUUAACUUAUGUUUUGUAAACAUAUAUCAUACAAAAUAUGGAGAAGGUGAACAGCUAUGGGUGUGAGGUGAAUGUUUCCUGCUAGCGUUUCAAAA